Molecule: messenger RNA, 1788 nt
Organism: Scheffersomyces coipomensis
Lineage: Eukaryota; Fungi; Ascomycota; Pichiomycetes; Serinales; Debaryomycetaceae
Gene: CNT
Product: Cntp
Exons: 1
Coding region: 1-1788 (595 amino acids)
Biological process (GO): nucleoside transmembrane transport
Cellular component (GO): plasma membrane
Molecular function (GO): nucleoside transmembrane transporter activity; symporter activity
Source: RefSeq, a predicted model, not a curated record
AUGUCAAAAAUUCAAUCUAUUUCUUCAGCAAGUUCGAUUGUUGAAAAUCCUGAAAUUAAUCAUUAUGAUGAAAAAUAUGUUUCUUCAAAAAGCCUUGGUGAUGAAGAAAAUAAUAUUGAAUCAAAACAAUUAAGUGAUGAUUCAGAAUCUCAAGCCAUUGGAAGUCAAAAUGAUUUAUCAAUGAUUCAAAAAUUAAAAUCAAGAUUCCCUUGGUAUAAAUUAACUAUCCAUAUCUUUACUGGUUGUUUCUUUACUUCGUGGUGGUUAUCAAUCAUUAUUCAAAAGAAACAUAGACAUCAAUGGUUAAUUCCCACUGUAUUUUGGGGUAUGAUUAUGGUUAGAUUAAUUACCUGGCAUUGCAGAAUCUUACCAUGGGCUUUAUCUAAAGUUAAAAUCGUAUGGGAUUAUGUUACUGAUAUCAUUUAUGAAAAACUCUUUCCUCAAAGAUAUCAAAGAUUAUUAGUUGGUGCAUCAAUCACUAUUGCGGUGGUAUUAUUAGGUACUUUUAUUCCAAGUGAAACUGAAUAUAGUAAAAGACCAGAUCGUGCUAUUUCAUUCUUUGGUUGUCUUGUGGCUAUGUUUUGUUUAUACGCUACUUCCAAUAAUCGUAAUAAAAUUCAAUGGAAUACCGUCAUUGGGGGUAUGUUAAUGCAAUUCAUUGUUGCCUUAUUUGUUUUAAGAACUAAAUGUGGUUAUGAUAUCUUUAAUUUCAUUUCUACUUUAGCCAGAGAAUUAUUAGGAUUUGCUAAAGAUGGGGUUGCUUUCUUAACUAGUACUGAAGUUAGUCAAUUAGGUAUGUUCUUUUUCACCGUCUUACCUGCUGUUGCAUUCUUCGUUGCUUUUGUUCACAUUUGGUAUUAUUUUGAAGUGAUUCAAUGGUUUAUUGGUAAAUUUGCUUACUUUUUCUUCUGGACUUUAAGAGUUUCUGGUGCUGAAGCUGUUACUGCUGCUGCCUCUCCUUUUAUUGGUAUUGGUGAAAGUGCUAUUUUAGUUAAAGAUUUCAUGCCUUACUUAACCAAAGCUGAAUUACAUCAAAUUAUGACUUCGGGAUUUUCAACUAUUUCGGGUUCUGUUUUAGUUGGUUAUAUUGGUUUAGGUCUUAAUGCUCAAGCUAUGGUUAGUUCUUGUGUCAUGUCUAUUCCUGCUUCAUUGGCUAUUUCAAAAUUAAGAUAUCCAGAAACUGAUGUUCCAAUUAGUACUGGUAAAGUCGUGAUGCCAAAAUCUUUAGAUGGUGAAAAACCUCAAAAUGUGUUACAAGCUUUCUCUCAAGGUGCCACUUUAGGUUUAAGAAUUGCAGGUACUAUGUUAAUUCAAUGUAUGUGUAUUAUUGGAUUAGUUGCUUUGAUUAAUGGUAUCUUGACUUGGUUUGGUAACUUUUGGAAUAUUGAUAAUUUGACUUUAGAAUUGAUCUUUUCAUACAUUCUUUAUCCAGUUUCUUUCUUAUUAGGUACUCCAAGAAGUGAAAUCUUACAUGUUGCUAAAUUGAUUGCCACUAAAUUUAUUCAAAAUGAAUAUGUUGCUUAUAACAUGUUAAUUACUGAAGCUCCAUACAAUGAAAUGUCUAAGAGAGGUACUUUAAUUGCUACCUAUGCUUUAUGUGGUUUCUCUAACUUAGGUUCAGUUGGUAUCACUUUAGGUGUAUUGAACACUUUAACCAAUAACUCAAGAGCUAAAGAUAUUGCAUCUUCUGUCAUUUCUGCUUUGAUUUGUGGUGGUAUUUCUACGUCUAUCUCUGCCGCCAUUGCUGGUAUGCUUAUGCAUGACUUGAAUGAAUUCCAUCUUGGUUAA